UCAGAAGCCGCGGCAGACUUAGUGUCGCAGAUAGCUGACGGCGCCCCAAGGCCCGUGAAGAGCGGCCGCAGUGGCGCAGGACGUCGAAGCGCGACUCUUGGCCGCGGAGAGUGAUUUGCUGGCUUGUAUCUCCGAGACGGAGGCUGUGGGCUGGACUGGCGUCGUCCGGAGGUCAGGAAGUCGCAGAUCUCUCCGUGGACGCCGUUCGGCUCAUCUCCGCACCAGCCUCCUUGGCGUCGGACCUCUCGGCCCAGCCCAGACCGGUCGCUGCCCCCCAGACAGAGGGGACUGGGGGAACUGGAGCGCUGCGACCUCCUCCGGGGUUUUCAUCCAGGAUGACUUCAAUAAUUAGAUCGGAGACGAUAGAAAUGCUAGAAGAGGAACCAGUGACAACUAAGACUCAUGAUCAUCCACUGGAAUCAGAUCCCAUCCCUGUGGAAGUGUGUAGCAAAUCACCUGCCUCCCUGGAGAUGGCUCAAGGCGUUUCAGAGGGAAGAAUUCACCUUGGCUCUAGCCCUAAAAUGGGGGGAAGUUGUGAUCUCGGCCACCAGGAAGGACUUCAGUCCAGGUCCCUUCAUUUGUCCCCCCAAGAACAAUCUCCCGAUCGUCAAGACAAGAGUCGAUCUUGGAGGCGAGCGAGUAUGAAAGAAAUGAGCCGGCGGAAGUCACUGCCUGCCUUUCAUCAGGGCAUCACAGAGCUCAGCAGAUCCAUCAGUGCCAACUUAACAGAAAGCAAACGGCUUGUUGCUCUCCUGCUUUCCAGUUUCCAGUUCUCUGUUCAGAAACUUGAACCUUUCCUAAAGGACACUGAGGGCUUCAGUCUUGAAAGUUUUAGAGCCAAAGCAUCUUCUCUUUCUGAAGAAUUGAAGCAUUUUGCAGAGAGCCUGGAAGGUAAUGGAACUCUACAAAAAUGUUUUGAAGAUUCAAAAGGAAAAUCAUCAGAUUUGUCUCUGGAAACAUCAGUGGCUGAAAUGAAGGAAUACAUAACAAAAUUUUCUUUGGAACGUCAGUCUUGGGAUCAGCUCUUGCAGUACUACCAGAAGGAGGCUGAAGAGAUCAUAUCCAGAGGAUCAGCUGAAACCAAAGUUACUGAAGUUGAAGUGGAACCUGCAACAUAUCUUGGAUCUUCCCAGAGUGAAGUCCUUAAUACAAAGCCUGACUACCAGAAGAUAUUGCAGAACCAAAACAAAGUCUUUGAUUAUAUGGAGUUGGUGAUGGAUGAACUGCAAGGGUCAGUGAGGCAGCUGCAUGCUUUUAUGGAUGAAAGUACCCAGUGUCUCCAGAAGGUGUCAGUACAGCUCGGGAAGAGAAGCACACAACAAUUAGACCCCUCUCCAGCUCGAAAACUGCUCAAGCUUCAGCUACAGAACCCACCUACCACACAUUGCUCUAAGUCUUGUCAGUGACUUCAUGUAGCUUUCCUGCACAAGGUGCUCCAGAGGAGAGAAAUGGGAAGAGUGCCCCAGCACAUGGCAACUGCGUGGCAGUCUGAGCUGGUGAUAGCUGCCUUUGUUGCCUUUGAGGAUAACGGGCUGAAUGUAGAGCCCUGCAGUUUUUUUUUUCCUAAAAGUGACAGAAUUUAUGAUUCUGAAAGAGUGUAGUAUAGAUGCUUUUUCCAAGAAUGUGCAAAAUGCUUGCAACUUCUAUUGUGGAAUGACCUUGAGAACUAGUAGCCCAUUCUUUUAAAUAUCCUUCAUGGUCAGUAAUCUUCAUCUUGUGAAGAUGUUUUUUAGGUUUUGAAACAAUCCAAAGUCAUUCAGGACCAAAUCCAGGGAAACAUUUUAGGGGUCAAGUUGGGUUCUGGUAGUAAAGGAAUGGGACUAAUUUUCUAGUGUGGCGCUGAAGGUGAUUUUUGGUAGAGGAGUUGUGAGCAUUGUUUGCAUCAUGUGGAUAAAUGUGUUACCACUUUACACGAUGUCCAGGUUGAAGGAAAUACCAUUCAUUCUCUGUCCUGUUCACAGUGUGCUUUAGGUUUUAAUAUUGAGUUGACAUCCUAACUCCUGGAUUCAUGGCAGGAGGGAGCUAAGUACUGUUUUUCAUUGUUCUCUAUUUUUAAUAAUUUGCAUUAUAAAAUUGCACAUUAUUAAAA
This is a messenger RNA of Callorhinus ursinus (northern fur seal), 2089 nucleotides long. The record is from RefSeq and is a predicted model, not a curated record. NCBI's taxonomy places the organism in Eukaryota, Metazoa, Chordata, Mammalia, Carnivora, Otariidae.